UCUCAUAGUAAUUAUUAAAUAAAAAUGUAAUUAAAUUAAAAUGUAGUCACCUCCUUCACCAUUACUGCCCUUAGCAAUUCUCUUCUAUAAAAGUCAAAAGCGCUACAAUACUUCAUCAACUCGCAAUGGAGAAGCUAAAGCCAAACCCGGCAAACUCAUCCCAUCUAACUCCGCUCGGUUACCUCGAAAGAGCAGCUAUCGUCUACGGCGACUGCCCUUCUGUAGUAUACAACCGCACCACUUAUACGUGGUCAGAGACGAACACCCGUUGUCUCCGUGUGGCUUCCUCCAUCGCAACAUGGCUCGGAGUCAAGCGAGGUGAAGUCGUAUCCGUCAUAUCUCCCAACGUUCCAGCCAUGUACGAGCUCCACUUCGCAGUCCCCAUGGCCGGCGCCGUUCUCAACACCAUCAACACCCGCCUUGACGCUCGCAUCGUCUCCGUCAUGCUCCUUCAUUCCGAAUCCAAGCUUGUCUUCGUUGACCAACACUCCGUUGAUCUAAUCCUCGAUGCCAUCUCCAGGUUCCCACUAAACACUCCAAUUCCCCGCCUCGUUCUAAUCCGUGAUCAGUACGAGGUCCCUUCUUCGUCAUCUUCGUCUUUAAACCUCAUCGAUAGCUUCCAUUGUGAGUAUGAGGAUCUAGUAGAGAGUGGGAAUCCUGAAUUUCAGUGGUUAAAGCCCGCAAACGAAUGGGAUCCCGUGGUGCUAAACUAUACCUCUGGAACGACUUCGGCUCCAAAGGGAGUUGUUCACUGCCACAGAGCUAUUUUCAUGGUCACACAUGACUCACUUCUCGAAUGGAGUGUGCCCAAACAGCCGGUGUUCUUAUGGGCACUGCCUAUGUUUCACGCUAACGGUUGGUGUUACACGUGGGGGACAGCGGCAAUCGGGGCAACAAACAUAUGCCUCCGGAAAUUCGAUGGCGCCACCAUCUUCGACCUCAUCCGACGGCACGGUGUGACUCACAUGGGUGGAGCGCCGGUGGUGCUCAACAUGUUAUCAAACACUCCAAACGUUGAAACUCUGAAGAACCCAGUUCAAAUCCUAACUGCAGGGGCUCCGCCUCCUGCUGCGGUACUCGAACGAACUGAGGCGCUCGGUUUCAUAGUCAGUCACGCGUACGGGUUGACUGAGGUUGCCGGACUCGUCGUGUCUUGCGCUUGGAAAAAGAAAUGGAAUCAACUGCCAGCGACAGAGCGAGCACGCCUUAAGGCGCGGCAAGGAGUGAAGACAGGGGCAAUGACUGAAAUUGAUGUUAUUGAUCGAAAUUCAGGAGAAAGUGUGAAGAGAGAUGGUUUAACAAUGGGAGAAAUAGUGCUGAGAGGUAGUUGCGUCAUGCUGGGUUACCUUAAAGAUUCAAUGGCCACAGCGAAAGCUUUGAGCGACGACGGGUGGUUUGACACAGGCGAUGUGGGAGUCAUGCACCCCGACGGGUAUUUGGAGAUCAAGGACAGGUCCAAGGACGUGAUCAUAAGUGGAGGAGAGAACGUAAGCAGCGUGGAGGUAGAGUCGAUUCUUUACGACCACCCGGCGGUGGACGAGGCAGCGGUGGUAGCUUGGCCCGAUGAUUUCUGGGGCGAAACACCGUGUGCUUUUAUAGCAUUGAAGAAAGAGACGAGGGUGAGACCGAAUAAGAAGGAGAUAGUGGAGUAUUGUAGAGAGAAGCUGCCUCAUUACAUGGUGCCCAAAGUUGUGGUCUUCAGAGACGAACUUCCCAAGACUUCAACUGGGAAAAUUCAGAAAUUUCUUCUCAAAGAUAUUGCCAAAACCAUGAGAUCUCCGCCUGGGCCAGUGGCUUUGCUUAGGAUCUAGGUAGCUGAAUGCAAUUAAUAUCUAUAUUUAUGAUAGGUUUUGUACGUCUAAAAGUAUUUCCCUAAUAUGGACCUUCUUAAAUCUUAUAUUGCCAAAAAUGUUCAUGCAAUAAAAAGUAAAUGAUGUGCAUGUCAUUCCAAAAAAGAAA
This is a messenger RNA of Humulus lupulus (European hop), 1959 nucleotides long. Its product is annotated as probable CoA ligase CCL11. The record is from RefSeq and is a predicted model, not a curated record. NCBI's taxonomy places the organism in Eukaryota, Viridiplantae, Streptophyta, Magnoliopsida, Rosales, Cannabaceae. The transcript has a single exon. Bases 126 to 1811 code for a protein of 561 amino acids.